CUGAACCCUGCCGGGCCGGGCCGUCCCCGCGCUCCUUAACCACCCCUCGGCGAGAAACUCAGGUGUCUCUCCUGCCUCCCAAACCCCAGGCGCCCCUCCAGCAGGCCUUCAGCGCCCCCUGGCCCGAGCCGAGCUAGCACCUAGCGAGAAGAGAGCCGCGGCGCUCGGGCUACCCCGUGCGCUCCUCCUUGCGCCGCGCCGGAGGGAAGCGGGCGCCGCCGGUUAGAUCAACAUGCCCUCUUUCCUGUUCCUGGAAGCCAUCUGUAUUUUCCUGUUUUCCAGAGUGCUCCCAUCCCUCCCUCUUCAGGAAGUCCAUGUAAGCAGGGAAACCAUCAGGAAGAUUUCAGCUGCCAGCAAAAUGAUGUGGUGCUCGGCGGCAGUGGAUAUCCUUUUUCUGUUCGACGGCUCUCACAGCGUUGGGAAAGGGAGUUUUGAAAGGUCCAAGCACUUUGCCAUCACGGUCUGUGACGCUCUGGACAUCAAGCCCGAGAGGGUGAGAGUGGGAGUCUUGCAGUUCAGUUCUUCUCCUCACCUGGAAUUCCCCUUGGAUUCAUUUUCAACCCGUCAGGAAGUGAAGGCAAAAAUCAAGAGAAUGGUUUUCAAAGGAGGGAGCACCGAGACAGGCCUUGCUCUGAAGUACCUUCUGCGCAAAGGGUUCCCGGGGGGCAGGAAUGCCUCCGUGCCCCAGAUCCUCAUCCUCCUCACUGAUGGGAAGUCCCAGGGGCCCAUCGCUCUGCCGGCCAAGCAGCUGAAGGAAAGGGGCGUCACUGUGUUCUCCGUGGGCGUCCGUUUUCCGAGGUGGGAGGAGCUGCACGCGCUGGCCAGCGAGCCAAGGGAGCAGCAUGUGCUGUUUGCUGAGCAGGCGGAGGACGCCACCAACGGCCUCUUCAGCACGCUCGGCAGCUCUGCUGUCUGCACCAUCACCUCUCCAGACUGCCAGGUGGAGCCCCACCCCUGUGUGCGCAGGACGCUGGAGAUGGUCCGAGAGCAUGCUGGCAGCGCCCCGUGCUGGAGAGGCUCGCAGCGGACCAACGCCGUGCUGGCUGCACUCUGCCCCUUCUACAGCUGGAGGAGAGUGUUCCUUACCCACCCGGCCACCUGUUACAGGACCACCUGCCCAGGUCCUUGUGACUCGCAGCCCUGCCAGAACGGAGGCACGUGUGUUUCAGAAGGAUUGGAUGGGUACCACUGCAUCUGCCCACUGGCAUUCGGAGGGGAGGCAAACUGCGCUCCGAAGCUGAGCCUCGAAUGCAGAAUUGACCUCCUCUUCCUGCUGGACAGCUCGGCGGGCACCAGCCUGGAGGGCUUCCUGCAGGCCAAGGCCUUCGUGAAGCGGUUCGUGCAGGCCGUGCUGAGCAAGGACUCCCGGGCCCGCGUGGGGGUGGCCCGGUUCAGCAGGGAGCUGGUGGUGGCGGUGCCCGUGGGGGAGUACCAGGACGUGCCAGACCUGGUCCGGAGCCUCGACAGCCUCCCCUUCAGCGGAGGCCCCACCCUCAUGGGCAGUGCCUUGCGGCAGGUGGCAGAGCGCGGCUUUGGGAGCGCCACCAGGACAGGCCAGGACCGUCCACGAAGGGUGGUUGUCCUGCUCACGGGUGCACGCUCCCAGGAUGAGGUGGCUGGCCCAGCGCAUUACGCCAGGGCCCAAGAGCUGCUCCUGCUGGCCGUGGGCAGUGAGGCCGUGCGGGCAGAGCUGGAGGAGAUCACAGGCAGCCCCGAGCAUGUGCUGGUCCACGCCGACCCACGGGACCUUGUCAGCCAGAUCCCUGAGCUGCAGAGGAAGCUGUGCAGCCAGCAGCAGCCAGGCUGCCAGGCACAGUCGCUGGACCUGGUCUUCAUGGUGGACGCCUCAGCCUCGGUGGGGCCGCAGCACUUUGCUCAGAUGCAGAGCUUUGUGAGAAGCUGCGUCCUCCAGUUUGACGUGAACCCUGAUGUGACACAGGUCGGCCUGGUGGUGUACGGCGGCCGGGUCCAGACAGCCUUUGGGCUGGACACGCACCUCACCCGAGCCACGGUGCUCCAGGCGACGAGCCAGGCCCCCUACCUGGGCGGGGUGGGCUCAGCUGGCACGGCCCUGCUGCACAUCUACGACAGGGUGAUGACUGUCCAGAAGGGUGCCCGGCCUGGUGUCCCCAAGGCUGUUGUGGUGCUCACAGGCGGGACGGGAGCAGAGGACGCGGCCGUCCCUGCCCAGAAGCUGAGGAACAACGGUGUCUCAGUGUUGGUGGUUGGCGUGGGGCCGGUCCUGAGGGAGGCGCUGUGGAGGCUUGCAGGUCCCCGGGACUCCCUGAUCCACGUGGCAGCUUAUGGAGACCUGAGGUACCACCAGGACGUGCUCAUCGAGUGGCUAUGCAGAGAAGCCAAGCGGCCAGUCAACCUCUGCAAGCCCAGCCCGUGCACGAACGAGGGCACCUGCGUCCUGCAGAGCGGGAGCUACCGCUGCGAGUGCCGGAGUGGCUGGGGGGGCCCCCACUGCGAGAACCGGGUCUCGAGAGGAGAUGCCCCAAAGGGUGGUUCCCGCCAAGUGCCUGCAGGAGAGCAGCCGCUGCCCCACUCCCGGCAGCUACUGAGAAGGCCGGGGCCUGCUGGGCACUGAGGGCACCUGCCCCCAGUGUCUUCUGUCUCGUGGGGCUCUUGUCUGUGUCCAGCCCUGUCCACAACCCUCCUACCUGCUGCUCCUGGCCCAGGGAGAUGUCCCAACUGCAGACAGUGCUGCUUAGGGGCC
This is a messenger RNA of Choloepus didactylus (southern two-toed sloth), 2722 nucleotides long. It is a transcript of the gene VWA2, whose product is annotated as von Willebrand factor A domain containing 2. Gene Ontology annotation, molecular function: calcium ion binding. Gene Ontology annotation, biological process: calcium-independent cell-matrix adhesion. Gene Ontology annotation, cellular component: basement membrane. The record is from RefSeq and is a predicted model, not a curated record. Lineage: Eukaryota; Metazoa; Chordata; Mammalia; Pilosa; Megalonychidae.